AUGGCUGACGCGGUCGCCGAGGCGGUGGCCAAGCUCGUGCUGGACGAGGAGACGGGCGACAUGGUGACCAAGAACGAGCUGAAGAAGCGCAUCCAGAAGCGAGCCAGAAAGGCCAAUGCAGCAGCAUCUCGCAGCAAUGCCCAGAAGGAGAAGAGCAGCAACCCGGAGGCGAACAAGCCCGCUGCUAAGCCCGAGGAGCGCGUGAUUGACCCGGACGCCAUGUUCAAGCAGGGAUUCCUCGGCGACGUUUACAAGCUGCGACCUUCCGAGGCGGUGGUGACGCGAUUCCCUCCCGAACCAAACGGAUACCUUCAUCUUGGUCACGCAAAGGCAAUUGCUGUCAACUUUGGCUUUGCCAAGUUCCACGGCGGCAGAACCAUUCUUAGAUUCGACGACACGAACCCCGACGCCGAAAAGGGAGAAUACUUCGUCGCCAUCGAGGACACGAUCCGAUGGCUGGGGUUCACCCCUAGUGAAAUCACCUAUGCCUCCGACAACUACCAGCGAAUGUACGACCUCGCCGAAGAAUUGAUCAAGAUGGAAAAGGCCUAUGUGUGCCAUUGCGAUGAUGUCGAGACCAAGAAACAGCGCGGUGGCGAGGACGGCUUGUCCCCAAGAUAUCGAUGCGAGCAUGCGAAACAGGAUGUUGAGACCAACCUCAAGAAGUUCCGUGGCAUGAGAGAUGGAGAAUAUGCGCCGAGAAGCGCCUGGCUUCGCAUGAAGCAGGACAUUGAGAACAACCCGAACCCUCAGAUGUGGGAUCUCGCUGCCUACCGAAUCCCCAAGGAUCAGGAACCGCACUUCCGGACAGGCACCAAGUGGCGGAUAUACCCAACCUACGAUUUCGCACACUGCCUAUGCGACAGCUUCGAGGGCAUCACACACAGUCUGUGUACCACCGAGUUUAUCAUGUCACGAGAGAGUUAUGAGUGGCUAAACAAGCUCCUGGUGGAAUUCCAGCCCAUGCAGCGCGAGUACGGCCGCUUGAACCUUAGCGGAACAAUCAUGAGCAAGCGGGGCCUGAGAACACUGAUCGAGAACAAAGUUGUUCGUGGAUGGGACGACCCGCGUCUGUACACCAUCAAAGGAAUCCGACGACGAGGCAUCCCACCUGGUGCACUUCUUUCCUUCAUUUACGAACUUGGUGUCACCACUUCCAUUACCCAGGUCAACAUCAAGCGCUUUGAGCAAUCUAUUCGCGUCUAUCUCGAAAGGACCGUUCCCCGUCUCAUGCUUGUCCUGGACCCAGUUCCGGUAGUAAUCGAAGACUGCGAAGAGCAAGACCUUGAUAUCCCCUUCUCUCCCAAAGACCCCAAGCUUGGAUCCCACACUAUCCGCCUCACCAAGACUGUCUACAUCGAUCGCUCAGAUUUCCGCGAAGUGGACAGCAAGGACUACUUCCGCCUUGCCCCGGGCAAGACUGUCGGUCUUUUGAACGUUCCCCACCCCAUCAAGGCUGUCUCCUUCACCAAGGACGAAACUACAGGCGCUAUCAAGGAGAUCAGGGCUGUCUACGACAAGGAGGGCAAGAAGCCCAAGACUUAUAUCCAGUGGGUGCCCGAAGGCUCGCUCCCCACCGAAGUGCGCAUUCACGAGGCCCUCUUCAAGUCAGAUAGCCCCGGUUCUGCUCCUGGAGGACUCUUGAGCGACGUCAACCCCAACAGCGAGACCAUCUGGCCAAAUGCUUUGAUCGAGACCGGCUUCCACGAGGUAAAACGUCGCGCACCAUGGCCUGAGGCUGAGGGCGAGAAGACGGGCGAGGUUGGCCCUGAGACUGUCCGGUUCCAAGCCAUGCGCGUUGCUUAUUUUGCUGUUGACUCCGAUAGUACUGAUGAGAAGAUUGUCCUCAACCGCAUUGUACCAUUGAAGGAGGACUCUGGCAAGAGUAGCUAG
Messenger RNA from Trichoderma aggressivum f. europaeum, 1893 nucleotides. RefSeq lists its product as uncharacterized. The transcript has 5 exons. Lineage: Eukaryota; Fungi; Ascomycota; Sordariomycetes; Hypocreales; Hypocreaceae. The record is from RefSeq and is a predicted model, not a curated record. Gene Ontology annotation, cellular component: cytosol; cytoplasm. Bases 1 to 1893 code for a protein of 630 amino acids. Gene Ontology annotation, biological process: glutaminyl-tRNA aminoacylation; translation. Gene Ontology annotation, molecular function: ATP binding; glutamine-tRNA ligase activity.